UCAUUCUCAUUCUCUUUCAUCAAACCAUUUCUUUUACCUUUUUUUUUUUUUUUUUAAUAUCCUUCUGCAAAGAAUCCUGUCCCCAACAAAAAACAACGCCUUUGUUGUUUCUCAACGGCCGCUCUAUUCCCAAAUUAGCAACUUUUUUUCUCUCUCUCUCUCUCUCUCACGCUCACACGCAAACUAUAACACACACACACUCUUGAAACGUUCCCUCCCAAGAUCUCUCAUUGUUACAUGUCGGUGGGCGUUGUCGAUAUCUCAAACAAGAUCUGAGAAGAGUACUAUUCCCACCUCAGAUCUCUCUUUUUUGUAUCUGGGUGUUGCCUUUGCUUUUUUGAUUCUCGAUGAGUUGGAGAUACAGAGCUGGGUUGUGUCUCAUAGGAGCUGUUGUUGUUAUAUGGGUCACCUCUGCCGAAGUCACCCAGGACAUAUUUGUAGACUAUAAGCAGCCUUUUGCAGUAACAUAUCUUGGAGCUUCUCUUAUGGUAGUUUACCUCCCAAUAGCAUUCCUAAAGGAUUGGUUGUGUAAUUUUCUAAAACGUCGCUCUUCUAAAAGUGGUAAAAAUGCAGAAAGUGUGGCUGAGUUUUCUGCCGGUCUUAAUUCUCCAGCAAAAUACAAUGGUGGGCAAAAAAGCUAUGAAUUGGAACUUCCGACAACUUUGACUAGAAAAGACAGUGAAGCAGACCUUUCACCUCAUGCAGAAGGAAGGCCAUUGGUUGCUAAAGGGAAAGAUGAAGCUCACAUACUUAAACAAGAUAGAGAGCUUACACCCAGAGAAAUUGCUACUUAUGGAUUUUAUAUUGCCCCAAUCUGGUUUAUAACCGAGUACCUAUCGAAUGCUGCACUGGCACGUACAAGUGUUGCGAGUACAACAGUAUUAUCCUCUACUUCAGGACUUUUUACUCUUUUCAUUGGUGCGUAUCUGGGCCAAGAUUCUUUAAACAUUGCAAAAGUAGUUGCUGUCUUUGUUAGCAUGGCUGGUGUGGCUAUGACAACCAUGGGAAAAACUUGGGCAGCAGAUGAUUCACAAAUGAAUGCUUCUGCCAGUGGAAAACGUACUCUUGUUGGGGAUCUUUUUGGCCUCCUCUCAGCUGUGUCAUAUGGUUUAUUUACAGUGCUUCUUAAAAAGUUUACGGGUGAAGAAGGAGAAAGGGCUGAUGUGCAAAAGUUGUUUGGAUAUAUUGGAUUAUUUACGCUUGUAGCACUAUGGUGGCUUGUUUGGCCAUUGACAGCCUUGGGCAUUGAACCAAAAUUCACAAUUCCUCAUUCUGCUAAGAUGGAUGAAAUUGUUCUUGCCAAUGGCUUUGUUGGAAGUGUCCUCUCUGACUACUUUUGGGCACUCUGUGUUGUAUGGACAACUCCACUGGUGGCCACUUUGGGCAUGUCACUCACCAUCCCUCUUGCUAUGCUGGCUGACAUGAUGAUCCAUGGUCGUCAUUAUUCAGCAAUAUACAUUCUCGGCUCAACUCAGGUAUUUGCUGGUUUUGUAAUAGCUAAUCUUUCAGACUGGUUCUCAAAGAAGUUGGGCUUGUAGCAUUUCAUUUAAUUCUUUUAGGAUAAUCUAAAAAAUCUUUUCUCGGGCCAAUCUCUCUGCACUGUUGGAUGCCGUAUUCCUAAUUCAUUGUGUUGAGAGUUCCUUUGCCAUUUGCGUCCUUAGCUGGAUAGAGGAAAGUGAUGAAUGUAAUUGUACUAUAGUUGAUUGUGUAAAUGAACGUUUGUCUUUUGAGUGUAAAAAAAGGGGUUCGUCUUUACACUAAGUUUGAGUGUAAACUGUAAAACCCAACUGUAUUUUUUUUAUAUAGUCAAAUGAAAAUCCCUUUCAUGCUUUUUUGUUGA
Messenger RNA from Quercus robur (English oak), 1840 nucleotides. RefSeq lists its product as uncharacterized. Gene Ontology annotation, cellular component: membrane. Lineage: Eukaryota; Viridiplantae; Streptophyta; Magnoliopsida; Fagales; Fagaceae. The transcript is spliced from 8 exons. Gene Ontology annotation, biological process: regulation of peptide transport. The record is from RefSeq and is a predicted model, not a curated record. Bases 348 to 1538 code for a protein of 396 amino acids.